Messenger RNA from Apis mellifera (honey bee), 3322 nucleotides. Its product is annotated as transcription activator MSS11. The coding region runs from base 493 to 2547 and encodes 684 amino acids. Lineage: Eukaryota; Metazoa; Arthropoda; Insecta; Hymenoptera; Apidae. The transcript has a single exon. The record is from RefSeq and is a predicted model, not a curated record.
CACGUCGCAGACCAAUUCGAAAGACGGUGUAGGCGCGUUCGGCGGAGCGAGCUUCAGUGUUGUUUCAGCCGCGGUUCUGUACGGUUGUUCGACCCACGAUACUGUGUUUCAACUACGUAACCGUCGUCGCCGUAAUAAUUACCGGUUAUUUUCGCCGUCUGGAACACAAUCGUUCACAUACACACCACGCGUAUAAACAAAAAGUCAUCAUUCGCAUUAAGCUAAAAUCGAUCGAAAACAGUGUCCAAGUUUUCUGUUUGUUUUGUGGAAUCGAUACGAAGAGGUUCACCAUGACAAUGGGCUAAACCGGUGAUAUUCAGUUCGAGCGUCGAGAACGUUACAUCCGGAUUUGGGUCAAUGGAAUAACGUGUUAAUGUGACGUAAUUAUUUUCACAUCGAUUGGAAUAUUCGUGAGGUGAAGAAUUUCCCCAUAAUCGUAAUUGAGAGAAUAUAACGGUGUUGGUAAUAUAAGUGAUCGCGGGUUUUUGUAAGAUGAGCCCAGCCUCCCAAGGCGGCGUGGAGGUGGAGCGAUACAUCGGUAGUUGUUUGAUAUCGUCGACCAUCAGACCAGGACCGCAUAAACCGAUCGUCGGUAGGAAACAGGAACCUGUGAUUCGCGGGAAAACGCGAGGCUGUUACGGAAAUCAAAAUUAUCCGAACGGAAGCGAACAAUGCCAGGUGCAAUAUGGGCCUGGUGGUUGGACGGGCGCUCCUUUGAUAUCGAUGACAUCCAGUCCACGCAGAUGUAAUCAAAGAUCAUCACCGUCGCUUGGACAACAACAACAACAACAACAACAGCCGUCAUCGUCGCAGCAACUACAACAGCAACCGCAGCAACAGCAACAGCAGGCUUGCGAGCAGCAAGUAUCAGCUCAUCUACACAAGAAUCCACUUUCUAGAUUAGCCAUUCACACGCAGGGAGCGCCGUUGAUUCUAGCCAAUCGGUUUCACAAUCGCGGCAAGAUACAUAACAACGGGAACGCUAAUGGCAUUCCUAAUACGAUUUGUAACAAUACAGGCGCGGUUAAUAGUUACGUUCACAACAAUACGAAUACCCUGACAUCGAGCUGUACGAUGAGCAACACGGUCAGGUGUCCACCAUCGCGGCCUCAAAGGCCGAUAGAACUUGCGAAGAAGCAACAAACGAAUAAUCAGAAAUCGUCGGACUGCACGACGGCCAAAGACACGACGGGAACAGGAAACAUUGCGAAUAUCGAUUCGUUGAGUAUCGCGAGCGAUGAGAGUUCGGGAUCGAAUAAUUCUGAGAACAAUUUGCCACGUAUCAUUAAGCCUCGAAAGCGCAGGAAGAAGGAUAGAAAACCGCCGAACAAUGCGGUCACUUCUGCGGAAGUAACGAAACACGAGGAGCAGCAGCAACAACAGUCGAAUUCGGGAGUAAUUGCCGAACAAUCGAGCGCAGCUUCUUUAAAGUCAUACGUGCCGACCUGUUACGAGCAACGUUACGAUAUCGCACCGCCUCCUCACCUUAGAAACCACAGAAGGCCACCCAUAGCGAGGGAAAGCAGCGUGUACGGUUGCAGAGUGCAAACAACUGGCGGUAUGUCGGCGCAAGAGAUAGACGCGAGGCAAAGGUAUCCACACCGGCACGUGGAAGUGAAAGUGUUGGACGACAACAGAAACGUCGUGCCUGCGCAAAUGCGUACCAUUCCGCCAAAGGGUUAUAGACAUAACGGUCAUCAUCAUCAUCAUCAUCAUCAUCAUAACCACGCCGUUGGUAGUAGCAAUGUUCCGCGCUAUCUGCACGAAUAUAAUAACGAUCUAACGGCGACGACAACGACGACGACGACGACGACGACAACGACGGCAACGGCAACGACGACAACGGGUUGCGAAGAGGGCAUCAACGAGGAAUUAGGGCCGUGUCAGUGCCGGUAUUGUGAUCCCUCGGCUCUCAUAUGGGACGUGGAUCAGAACUGUUACUCGCCCUUCUUGACCCCGUCACCGUCGACCGAGUUCUGUCCCGGCCACUUUUCUCAGAUGCCGCUAUUCCUGUCCCGGCCAAGUCUCGGCUGUCAGGAGCAAACUAUCGAGAGGCUUUUCAACGGUGAUAAUCCUCGAACCCAUCAAGAAAAGGACAGCACCGGUAGCACCGGUGUUGUGCUGAGGCGUAGCUGGAGCGACCCGACCAGUUAUUUCAGCGAAGAAAUCAGCACGCCUAGCAAAGAUGUUGGUGUGAUCGGUGAUAGGGGACAGGCAGAGAGUGGGAAACGUCGAACGCUAUGGCGCGGUGAAUCUAUCGGUAUACCUGUGAAUAACAUUGGACUGUCCGGUAUGGAUGUGAAUGGUAGCGUACAAUCGCCUAAAGAGCUCGAGGUCUCUACGGAAAUCAUCACGUCGCCGAACGGUCACAGAGAUUUGGAAAUCAAAUUUUACUCGCCUUCGCCGAAUGCACCGAUGGCCGAGGAAGAGAAGGGCAUGUUCGAGAAAGAAGUGGACGAGGACGAAGAAGAUUUCAGCGAUAUUUGGAGCUAUCACGAGUCGAAACUGCAACAGGAUUUCCGCACGUUACUGCAAGCGGAAGAAUGAACACGGAACGGAUUCUCUUUCAAUGUGUCUGCUGGUCCGACUUGUAUGGUGAAAAGAGAGAACAUUCACGCCUGUCCGUGCUUGAAUACUAUUCUUCGACAGAUUUGUGCGCGCGUUACGCGAGGGGAAGAAAGGCAGUGGCGUGAUGAAAAAAUACACGUCGACAUGAGAGAGUGAGCGAGUGAGAAGGGCGGAGAGAGAGGGAAAAUUGUAAGUGCGAGCGAAAGAAAGGUGGCUCUGGAGAUUCAAUUAGUUUGUCGAUAGAGGGAACAAAGUUGAAACGGACUUGCGUAGACGCGUGCGCGACCGCGUGAAUUGGUCGCGUUUACAAUUUAACGAUCCGUGUUCCAAAAAUCAUCGGUUCUUUUGCUUCGACGUAUCGAUGAAGUGUGUAACGUGCGUGUGAUUAAAUACGACGGGGCACACAACAGUCGUCCCCUUCUUCCAUGCCUCUUUCUUCUUCUCCCUUCUCCCCUUGUCCCUCACAACUUGUCUUCACGAUGACGCCCUCGUUGCUAGCACACCUCGGUGAUUAACAAGUGUAACUGACGGUAACGAGCAAAACUACGUGUCGAACGAUUCUUCUUCCUAACGGUGUACGUUGUAUACACGUAGUAUACGUGACGUGCGUGCACUCGUGAAGCACGCACGAGAGUAGGUCUGCAAGGAUUGUACCUUGACGUCGGGAAUACACGCGGUCUGCUUAUCGAUGACAACAUACUACUAAUAAACGGUGGUUGGUUCGCGUCGUGAAGCGAAUCGGCUUGAACGAUAA